AUGGAAUAUAAAAUCAUUAAAUCUAAUCAAUAUAAUGAGAUUGAUAAAGUAAAUUCAUAUAAAUUUGAUAAUAUUUUUGGAGAAAAUAAAUCUCAGUUAAAAGAAAUUACAGAUCCGAAAUGGAUGAUAGCAAUAUCAAAUAUACAACAAAAAUUUAUUUUUGUUGCAAUAUCUUAUGUAACGGAAUUUGAUAUGUUAGCUAAAAAAGGUAAAGGAGUUUCUAUACAACUUGAAACUCCAGAAAUUAUUAUUAAUGUUAAUGAAGAAGCCACUAUUGAGAAUGAUGAAAAAUCCUUAUCAAAAGCUGGUUUUAAUCAAUUAAUAAAUGGAAAAACUGUUAUCUAUAAAAUUGCAAUAGAUUCAUUGAAUAAAGGUGAGCAAGAGGAAGAAAUUAUUGUUAAAAAAGUUGAAAUAUUUAAAAAAGAAAAAAUCGGUGGUAUUGUUUCUUUUGUUCAUGGUGAAUAUAAUUCUAGUAAAAUAGCAAAAACAAAUUGUUUUAUUUUUAAUGCUGGUGGAAUCUAUAAUCUCUCAAUUUGUGAAAUCGAUAAUAAUUGUUUGAAAACUUUUGAGCAUUUUGAUUAUCCAAGAAGACUUAUAAUUGAAUUAGAUACUUUUUAUAAGACGAAAUCUUGUAUUUUUCGAAUUAAAAAUUGCAUUUUUGAUCACUACUUUUAUAUCGAGCAGUAUAGAGAAGGAAUUCAAGUGAUGCAAUUAUAUGAUUUAAGAACCAUGCAAAUACAACAAAUUUUUAAUAUAUAUGAAGAAAAAAAUUAUUCAAGAAAAUAUAGCAAAUCUGUAUUGGCUAUUUCAAAAAAUAAGCAAAUGAUUGCCUUUUCUUCGGGAUAUGGAAAAUUGGCUCUUUAUUUAAUAGAAAAUGGUAUAGAAAUUUUUCGUAAAGAUUUUGGAAGAAAUACAAAGAUAAUUGCUUCCGACUUUAAGGAUGAUAACAAAUUAAUGAUAAUUAUUAAAAAAGCAAAUCAAAACAGUAUAAGUAUGUUAAUUUGGCAUUUAUGUACAAAUAAAAUUCAACAUUAUGUCGAUUUAAACGAAGUUGAAAAUGAAGUUGAAGAAAGUAUUUUAUAUAUUGCAAAGAUUCCUGGUAAAUACGUAUCGGUUAAUAAUGUUGGUAAAAUAUUAUCAAUAUACGAUAGCUUAUUUAAAAUAGAUAAUUUAAAAAAAGGAAAAGUAAAUGAUUUAUUGCAAUUUGAAUUAUAUAGUGGUGGUAAUAUGUUAUCACAUGAUAUGAAUAAAUUAGAAUUGGAUGAUCAUAUUGUUUUUCAUCAAAAUCUCGAAACAAAUAUAGCACGACCACUUAAAGAUAAUUUAGAACCAUGGAUAACCGAUAAUUAUAAAAAGAUAUGGGUAUAUCUUGACCAUGAAGAAUCGAUGCAGUUAUAUAUCGGAAAAUGUACUGUUCAAGUAUGGCGUAAAAUUGAGCAAAAAAAAAAAUUUGUUCUUGAAUAUUUUUGGGCUAAUGAAGAUUAUGAAAAUGAACAUACUUUACAAAUAUUAGAAUUAAAAGUCUAUGAAAGUGGUUUUUUGCUUGAAUUAAAGCAACAAGAUGAAAGGCAAGAUCAAAUUAAAUGGUUAUAUAAAAAUAAUGAGAAACAUGAUGAUUUAAUAAGGCAUGCUUGCGAUGCCCUUGCACUUCUAAAUUAUCAAAGAAAUAAAUCAAUUGGAUAUGAGAACCAACAUG
Messenger RNA from Funneliformis geosporum, 1696 nucleotides. The record is from the annotation of a GenBank genome assembly. Lineage: Eukaryota; Fungi; Glomeromycota; Glomeromycetes; Glomerales; Glomeraceae.